Lodderomyces pseudojiufengensis is the source of this 786-nucleotide messenger RNA. It is a transcript of the gene HCR1, whose product is annotated as translation initiation factor eIF3 subunit j. Gene Ontology annotation, cellular component: eukaryotic translation initiation factor 3 complex; cytoplasm. Bases 1 to 786 code for a protein of 261 amino acids. The record is from RefSeq and is a predicted model, not a curated record. Lineage: Eukaryota; Fungi; Ascomycota; Pichiomycetes; Serinales; Debaryomycetaceae. The transcript has a single exon. Gene Ontology annotation, molecular function: translation initiation factor activity.
AUGGCAUCUUGGGAAGACGAAGAGAUAUCAGAUGAAGAAUUCAUAAGUAAUUGGGAUGUUGAUCCUGAUGAAGAGGAAAAAAAAGCAAAAGAAGCAAAAGAAGCUGAAGCUAAAAAGAAAGCUGAAUUAAAAGCUAAAGAAGAUGAAUUGAAAAAACAAAAAGAGAAGAAGAAACAAGAAAUGGAACAAUUUGAUGGAUUGGACGAAAGAACAAGAAAAGAAUUAUUAAAAAAAGCUGAAUUAAAUGCUGAUUUAAAUAACGCAGCUGAUUUAUUUGGUGGAUUAGGUGUUGCAGAUGAUACAGAAAGUGAUUUUGAUAUAAAUGAACAUCCGAGAGAGAAAGCAAGAAAAGCAGCUUUAUUGGAAGCUGCACAAAGAAGACCUGCUUUGACUAAAGACACACCAUUGGAAGAUCAUCCAUUAUUCCAACCUGCUAAUAAACAAGAAUAUGAAAGAUUAAGAAAAGCUGUAGGAACAUCAUUAACGGCAUUGAAUGAAGAUAGUUCAUUAUUAUACGCAUCAAGUUUAGCAAUUGAUUUAAUCAGAGAUUUAACUCAACCAUUAUCAGUAGAAAAUACAAGAAAAGUCAUAAGUACAUUAAAUGUUAUAAUAAAAGAUAAAGAAAGACAAGAGAGACAAGCAAGAUUGAAGAAAACUGGUGGAACCGCAACAGGUGGUGCUGGAAAGAAAAAAGCUAAACCAGCUGCUAGACCUAAUGUUGGAGGAUUCAAAAAGGAUGAAAUUGACGAUGACUUUGAUGACUUUGAUGAUGACGAUUUUAUGUAA